AUGCUCAAACCGGCCUCCCAUCUCAUCCAUAUCGUUCAAAAAGACGGGAAACUGCUGAAGGACUACAUCAAGAGCUUCAAUCUUGAAGCAAUGCAGGUGCAUAAGCAUUAUGAAGAGCUCGCCCUAACCACAAUAAUGGGGGGGGGAUUGAGAGACCCCAAGUUCCUUUUCUCACUCGACAAAAAUCCGCCUAUGACGAUGGCCAGCCUUCUGAACAGGUCACAAAAGUAUUCUAAUGUCGAGGAAGCCUCUACCCUACGAAAGUCCGUUCAGAGUAAAGGGACAACAACCAAAGAGUGGCAACCAAAGGUAGAGCUUGGCUCGGCCAGUGGAAGCAAGAAGAGGAAGGAUGACCAACUGCAGAGCAAUCCGUAUCCGAAUAAGUGGCCCGAUAGUAAGUUUAAUUCGUAUACUUCCCUGAAUAAGACGCCCGAGCAAGUCUUAAUGGAACUUCAAGACAAGCGCAUCCUUAAAUGGCCGAGUAAGAUGAAAGCCAGUCCUGACAGGAAAAUCUGCACCAUCUUCGGAGGUGCCAUCGGUGGAGGAGAUUCAAACCAAGCUCGAAGAGCUCAUGCAAGGAUCAUCACUCAUUCUGGCUCAGAACGGGAAAUCCUUACCGCCAGCAGACCUUCAAAAGAACUAAAAAUAGAAACCUACAGCAUGACCUUUACUAAAGAGGACGCUCGAGGAGUCCACCAUCUGCACAACAAUGCGCUUGUGGUUAUAAUGACCAUAACCAACCGCAAAGUAUUCCGAAUCCUCGUGGAUACCGAAUCUUUGGCGGACAUCCUCUUCGCACAUGCGUUUGACAGAAUGGGGAUUGGACGAUCUCAACUCCAAGCCGUUAAGACUCCCUUGCUCAGAUUUUCAGGACGCAGGGUCAUACCCGAAGAAUCAACACAUCUUCCACUCACCGCUAGAGACAUGUAG
Messenger RNA from Magnolia sinica, 930 nucleotides. RefSeq lists its product as uncharacterized. NCBI's taxonomy places the organism in Eukaryota, Viridiplantae, Streptophyta, Magnoliopsida, Magnoliales, Magnoliaceae. The record is from RefSeq and is a predicted model, not a curated record. The transcript is spliced from 2 exons. Bases 1 to 930 code for a protein of 309 amino acids.